UGAUGAUGAUGAUGAUGAUGUUGAUGAUGAUGAAAUUAAUGAUGCCAACAACAUAGAUAAUGAUCAAGAUGAGCUUUCAAGGUGGAAGAAAAGAUCUAUCUUUUUUGAUUUGCCAUACUGGGAGGAACUUCCAUUGCGACACAAUUUAGACGUAAUGCACGUAGAGAAAAAUGUUUGUGAAAGCAUAAUAAGUACAAUAUUGCAUUCUGGAAAGUCAAAAGAUGGGGUUAAUGCUCGAAAAGAUCUACAGGAUAUGCACAUCCGAAAUGACUUACACCCACAAUUUCGUGGUACCAAAACAUAUCUACCACCAGCUCCUUGGACAUUAUCAAGGUUUGAGAAAAAAAAAUUUUGCAAGAGACUAUAUGAUUUCAAAGGACCUGACGGUUAUUGCUCAAAAAUCGGAAAUUGUGUGGCAUUAGAAGAAUGUAAGAUUAUUGGUCUCAAAUCUCAUGAUUAUCAUGUUCUAAUGCAACAGUUGCUUCCAGUUGCUCUACGAGGAUUGCUUCCAAAAGGUCCUCGAACGACAAUACACCGGUUAUGUAUUUUCUUUAACAAGUUAUGUCAACGUGUAGUUGAUCGAGAGAAAAUUGCAAUACUUGAGGAAGAGGUUAUAGAAACUCUAUGCAUGCUUGAAAGAUAUUUUCCACCAUCUUUUUUUGAUAUUAUGGUACACUUAAUAGUUCAUCUAGGAAGAGAAGUUCGAUUAUGUGGACCUGUUCACUUUAGGUGGAUGUAUCCAUUUGAAAGAUAUAUGAAGAUACUUAAAGACUAUGUAAGAAAUUAUGCACGGCCUGAAGGGUGUAUCGCUGAAUCAUAUAUUGGAGAAGAAUGUAUUAGAUUUUGUAGUGAGUUUUUGAAAAAAUCUAUACGGGUAGAGGAAAAAGAGAUUCGCAAUGAGGAAUUUUCUAGUGAAGUAAUACUUGAAGGCCGUCCAAUUUCCGGAGCCACGUCAAUAACAUUAAGCAACCGAGACAAAAGAAUUGCACAUCUUGCUGUUCUUAUGAAUACAUCCGAAGUGGAUCCAUAUUUAGACAUGCACUUGACGGAGUUGCAAGACUCAAACGUGCGUUUAAGAAAAGAUGCAACAUUGCUUUGGAGUAGACAUACCGAAAAAUUUGCAGAAUGGAUAAAAGACAAGGUAAACCAUGGUUGCUAAUGGCAAGACCAGGUGUUCAAAAAAAAGAAAGUCUGGUGGAGAGAUCACACAAGCUGUUAUUCAUUCUAAUGCACAAGAUGGUAUCAUGCAAGCAAACCUGGAAACAUGUCGAGAUACAUCAAUGCCCAGUGAAAAUAGUCUUCAACAAUACUCAAAUUCCCUCAAAGAAAUGAACCAAGAAGAUGUAUCAUUAUCAGAAGAUUCAACAGAAGGCCUUAUUGGAUCUAAAAAGACUAGGGGUCCAACUAAAAUGAGAAAGAUUGCUAUAGAGCCUGGAAGUCGUGUACAUGUCGACUUUACUGAUAAAGGUCAACCAUGUGGAGAUGGGUCAAUUAAAUUAUCUUCUUAUUUAGGUCCACUGGUAAGAGAACAUGUACCUGUAACUCUUCAAAAUUGGAGAAAGCUUGGUGAAAAUAUAAAAGUAGUUUUAUGGAAAUCAAUUCAGGCAAGAUUCGAUGUGGGUGGAGAAUGGAAAAAAGAAGUUUUAUUUAGAUCAAUGGGAUGUCAGUGGAGGGCUUCAAAAUCAAGGCUAGUAAAAAAAAUACGAGAAGCAAAAAAUGAAGAAGAAAGACUUCAACUGCAACCUAAGAACAUUCAAAAUAGAGCUGAGUGGAGAAAAUUUGUCCGAGAAAAAAUAAGUUCAACAUUUACAGGUGUCAGUGAAAAAUAUAAGGCAAUGAGGCGUAAACAAAUCCCACACACAUGCAGCCGGAAAGGAAUGGCACGACUGGCAGAAGACAUGAAAAUAAAUAGUGCAGCCUCAUCUUCUGUGUCGAGGGUCAAAGUUUGGAUUAAAUCACGUACCAAAAAAGAUGGUACACCAGUUAAUACAACAGUUUCAGAAACUAUAGAGAAACUCAAUGAAUUUGAAAUUGAUUCACCAUCCUCAUCAACAACAAAUGUGAGAGAGGACUCUCUUACCAAGGUCCUUGGACAAGAUAGAUGUGGACGCGUGCGAGGAAUGGGAAGAGAAAUGACAAUGAGCAAAUUGGCAUUGUUUCAAAUCAAGAGUGAUUAUGUAGCUGAGAUGGAAGAAAGAAUAAAAAAAUUAGAGAAUAUUGUCAACACAGGGGUAAAAGAUAAGAUUCAAGAAAAUGCAAAGGUGGACAAAAUACCUCCAAAGGUUGUCAAUACCAUGUCAGUGAAUAAGUGUAAGUUAUUAGAUUGGCUUGGAACAGAAGAUAUUGUUGCUGAAGGACAUUUGAUAUCAGAUGAUCCAGAAGAGCUAGUUGAUAAAAUUCCUUUGGGACCAAAUGCAUUGAAAGUUUGCGUUGAUAAUCCAAAUAAACCCGAUGCUUUUCUAUGGAGACCUACAACUACUAUGACUUGUAUGCAACAAGCUCAAGGUGAACCGAUUGCCUGGCCUGUUGACCGCGUUAUCAUACAAACAGAGCAACAUUCUGAGAGGCGAGAAAACACGUCCUCACAUUCGAAUACUUCAAGAACUAGAUGUAUAUUAUUCGAUUGGAGUGGAAAAAAUGAAAUAGUUGCUGAAGGUUUCUUGCAAUCGAGUGACCCAAAUGCUUUGGUCAAUAAUAUUCCUCUCGGACCCAAUGCCAUGAUAGUUUGUGUAGAUGUUGCAAUAAUUCCUGAAGCAUUUCUCUGGCGUCCUACAGUGGAUUUGGUACGCGUUAAAGAUGCAGUUAAUUCAGCUAUAGCUUGGCCAGCUAGUAAUGUAAUUCUUGAAAAGUCGACAGAAACUCGAGAAGAAAAUCGAUCAUCUCCUACGAGUGUGAAUACUAACAAUGUAAGGAAAAAGUGCAAGUUGUUGGAUAUUCGUGGAUCUGGUGAAGUAGUUGCAGAAGGACGAGUUAGUUCAAGUGAUCCAAACGAGUUAGUUCAUUUUGUUCCUUUAGGUCCUAAUGCUAUGCGAAUUUGGAUUGAUACUGUGAAAGUUUCUAUCGCAUCUCUUUGGAGGCCUACAUCUGAAAUGGAAUUCAUGGAAGAUGCAUUUGGAACUACAGUAGCAUGGCCAUCAGACAAAGUGAUUAUAUCUUAGAGUUUGGUAAAAGAAUGAUUAUGGAUAUGGAUAAUGAAUGUGAGGUGCAAUUCAUGUAGACAUGACUUCUUUGCCGGAAUCCUUUCGUUUUUAAAUAUUAUUCAUACAUUUUUAUAUUUAUAUGUUUUUAUACUUUGGUAAUAUGAAUGUUACUAGCUAGAUAGCUAUUUUUGGUUUUUAGAUUUUUGACUUUGGUUGAGAUUAUAUUAAUGAGAAUGAUUGUAUUGUGUUAUCUUGAUCAAUCAUGAUGGUAUAAAUUUCAUUCUGUCA
Molecule: messenger RNA, 3428 nt
Organism: Erythranthe guttata (spotted monkey flower)
Lineage: Eukaryota; Viridiplantae; Streptophyta; Magnoliopsida; Lamiales; Phrymaceae
Source: RefSeq, a predicted model, not a curated record